Molecule: messenger RNA, 404 nt
Organism: Prorocentrum cordatum
Lineage: Eukaryota; Dinophyceae; Prorocentrales; Prorocentraceae
Source: the annotation of a GenBank genome assembly
GUGCUGCUGGUGCUGGGCAGCCCGAUGCGCAGCUGCGCGCCGCCGCCGCCACUCUCCUGGCGGCGCGGCCUGACCUCCGCGAGUCCCUGGACGACUUGGCGGAGGAGCCUGCGCCUCCUGCGGCUGUCCUCGCGCCUGCCCAGCUCGACACCGCGGCGAACACCGAGCGGACCCGCUUGGCCCGUGUGGUCGAGGACGCUGCUCGGCAGGUUCGGCUCGCGCGCCAGGAAGUGGAACAGAAGAGAAGCAAAGCUCAACGUGUACGGGAGCAACUCGACGAGGCGACGAAUGGCUUGCACGCUGCGGAGGAGGAUCCUGGUGCUGCCCAGAAGGCCCGUCGCGAUGCCGACGCCGAGCUGCAGGCCUUCGACCCCGAGGCCUGGAAGGCGGCGAAGGCUACUGAG